This is a messenger RNA of Megalops cyprinoides (Indo-Pacific tarpon), 1360 nucleotides long. It is a transcript of the gene cnpy3, whose product is annotated as canopy FGF signaling regulator 3. NCBI's taxonomy places the organism in Eukaryota, Metazoa, Chordata, Actinopteri, Elopiformes, Megalopidae. The transcript has 6 exons. Gene Ontology annotation, cellular component: endomembrane system. Gene Ontology annotation, molecular function: signaling receptor binding. The coding region runs from base 95 to 946 and encodes 283 amino acids. The record is from RefSeq and is a predicted model, not a curated record.
ACGGCGGAUGUGUUGGAGGUGCAGGCAGAAGGGAAGCAUGCAUGAAGCUUCGGCUGCAGAUCUGUUAAAACUACGCAGAUAACGUUCAGCCAUCAUGAAGAGCUUGAUUUUCCUCAGUGUGGCGUUACUGUCUGCCGUCUCCGAAGCGGCAAAGAAAGGUGACGACGAAGAGUGGGUGCAUCUACCAAAUAAAUGCGAAGUGUGCAAGUUUGUCAGUAUUGAAAUGAAGUCUGCGUUUGAAGAGACGGGGAAAACCAAGGAAGUCAUUGAAACGAACUACCGCUUCCUGGAUGCGAAGGGGGCACCGCCGAUAAAAUAUGUUAAAUCGGACAUCCGCUUCAUCGAGGUGGUGGAGAACGUGUGUCAGAGGCUCAUGGAGUACAACCUGCACAAGGAGAGACACGGCAGCAACCGCUUCGCCAAGGGCAUGUCGGAGACGUUCUCCACGCUGCACGGCCUGGUCAACAAGGGUGUGAAGGUGGUGAUGGAUAUCCCCUACGAGCUGUGGAACGAGACCUCCGCCGAGGUCGCCGACUUGAAGAAGCAGUGUGACGUAAUGGUGGAGCAGUACGAGGAGGUGAUUGAGGACUGGUACAAAGAUCACCAGGAGGAGGAUCUUACUACUUACCUGUGUGAGAAACAUGUCCUGAAGGGCCAGGACACAGCUUGCCUGGAGGAGAGCUGGACAGCAAAAAAGGGAGAGGCGGCAGCCAUUGCUGAGGAGAAGAAGAAAAAGAAGAAAAGCAAAAAAGGCAAGAGCAAAGAGGGAGAGGGCGCUGGCCAGGAGGCACAGACCAAGAAGAAGGAGAAGAAGGUGAAGAAGAAGAAAAAGAGCAAGAAGGUGGAGGUGGAGGGUGAGAGGGAACGGAGGGACCCCGAUGGCUUCACCUCGGAGGAGGACAUCCAGAAGAAGGUCCCUCUGAACAGUGAGAAGACUGAGCUGUGAAAGUGGGAGGAGCCUCCUCCAGCACUACGCCCUGCCCCUCCCCUUCCUCAGCCUCGCCCACUCACAGCCAUUGGCCCGCCCUCAAACUCAGGGGUGUCAGAUUUCCUGGAGGACUGGUGUGUAUGAUGUUUUUUGCUCCAACCUCUGCGCUGAAUUUGCUAAUUAUCCAGAUCAUUUGACUGGUUAUUUAUGUUUUGAUAAAAUAUUACGGUACAAUACAUGCCCAGUACUUCACUAUUUUAUUGUAAUUUAUUUAAUGAAAUGCAUUGGUGUAAAUGUAUACCUCUUAUCAAUUACAGUUAUGCCAGGGGAAUAGUUUGGAACAUCAAACAAACAUACCUGGCUUCCAGGAAUUGAAUACUUCUAUUCUCUCUUUAAGCCCCUCCCCAUCUGCCCCCAGACAUUUCUGCCCCC